Molecule: messenger RNA, 297 nt
Organism: Lodderomyces margitis
Lineage: Eukaryota; Fungi; Ascomycota; Pichiomycetes; Serinales; Debaryomycetaceae
Exons: 2
Coding region: 1-297 (98 amino acids)
Source: RefSeq, a predicted model, not a curated record
AUGGCAGGUUCAACUGAAAGAAAGCUUGGCAAGUAUAACGAAACGUUGGGACUAUCAUUGAAACCAAUUUUAGUUCCAUCGUUAGUUGAAAAACAAGUGUGCUCCGUUGCAAAAUCCAAUUCUAAGUUUGAUCAUCCAAUUAGAAGUGCUUUGAGACACAUGUUGAACUCUGAGGAUGUGAGAAUUAUACCUAAGGAUCUUGAGAUAGUACGUGAUACAUGUGACAAGACAAAGAUAUUCAAAUCGCUUCGCAAACCCGGUUCUUUAUCUCAGUCUACAAGUCCGUUACAACUUUAA